Messenger RNA from Eublepharis macularius, 2907 nucleotides. RefSeq lists its product as uncharacterized. NCBI's taxonomy places the organism in Eukaryota, Metazoa, Chordata, Lepidosauria, Squamata, Eublepharidae. The transcript has 4 exons. The record is from RefSeq and is a predicted model, not a curated record. The coding region runs from base 821 to 1978 and encodes 385 amino acids.
UAGCAGCGUAUCUGUCCCUGGUUUGCAUCCCAUGUUUUCAGAGUUUUCACAUUAGCAAGGCAUCCAUGGGACGCAGAGCCGCUGUCAGUCCGGGUUAUCCCCGAUUUUUCUCACUGCGGACAUACCGCGAAUUUUCCCAUAAUCCGCUGCCAACUCAAUGCUGAUCCGAUAAAUCCCAGUGUGAACACUUUUGUCCCUUUUUUGCUUCUCUCUCCCCCCGCUAAGUCUUGUCGUCGGAAGCUGAUUGGUCUGCAUCUCCAGCUCCCCAAAUGCUUCGUCCGCCAUUUUUUCCCCGCUACCUAAACAUUUCAGCGGUACAUCUCCAUUGGUGCCAUCUCUAUUCUUCUCUCCCCGUCUUUUGCAUCCUGAUAAGUUCGUGUUACGCGCCUCACAUUUCCAACCCCCCCCCUUAAAAAAAUGUUUGCCUAGCGGUGAGCGAUUGUGGUCAUGAUGAACCAAACGUUUCAGUGACAACCCCUCUCCACUCAAAACUCUCUGCAUUUUGACAAUUCAAUCAGGAACCACCAUCGACAUUUUCCAGUAAUGAAAAAUAAAAUUGGCCAUAACGUUUCUGCGUUCUGUGGAUGCAAAGGUGCAUUGAGACAUCUCCAAUUGUGUGUUCUACAUAUUUUGACUCCUUUUUUCGGGAUGGGAAUGGGGUUGGGGCAGUGGGUGGUGCCCUCAAACGAGGUUCAAACUCACCCCUUCUGGGAUCACGUGAUUUUUGUGGACCAAUGGGGUGCCAUUAUUUGCUGGGCGGGAAAUUCAACUCCUGCGAUCUGUGCCACCUCCGUGCACUGCUCAACGGUUGCUCAAGGAAAUGGCUGCACUAAAACCAACCAGUGGGAGAGGGGUCUCCUGGAGGGAGAAGGAGACAUUGGACCUCAUUGAAUUUUGGGGUGAGGAGAAGGUGCAAGAGGCACUAUUGCUCUGUCACAGGAACAUUGAUGUUUUCGAGCGCAUCUCAGAGCAGAUGGUGGCGAGAGGCCAUGCAAGAACCGCACUCGAAUGCCGGACAAAAACAAAAGCUUUGAGACAGGAGUACAAGAGGGUCGCGGCACACAAUGGAAGAUCGGGAAAUGCCCCUGCAACAUGCCCUUUCUAUGCACAGCUUGCAAGAAUUUUCAGAGGGGAUGCAAGCAUACGGCCACAAAGGGUGGCAAGAAGUCUUAACCUGCAGUCGGUGAGCAAUGCCGACCCCAUGGGGGAAGAUCGGUCGAACCAUGGCGUUCCCGCUCCAUGGGAGGGAUCAGAGGAACUAUUCACACAUCCAAUGGUCACUCUACAUCUUCAGGCGGUCCCCGCUUCCACUCCCAAUGAUUCAGGUUCUUCCACAGAACAAGAAACAUCAAUCGGAGAAGCCCCCCCAAUGGACAUGACCGAUCCAGAGGAUGAAAAUGCCGCAGACGAUCCAGAUUUAACUCAGAUAGAGGAGUUCCCGGAGGUGACAGGACAGGGUGCAGAGGAUCCGCAAGGAGAUCUGAACAAUCCACCAGCAGUGGAACAACCGCAGGUCCCCACGGCACAACUGUCUCCUGCUACACGCUUAGAAAAGGCGCGCACCAGAACCAGGCGCGUCUCUGUCCUCACCAACGUUGCAGAGAGAAUGCUAUCUCAGGCACAGAGGGAGGAACAAAACAACAGAAAGGAACGUGGAGAAAUUCUGGAGGCAACCAGCCAUUGGCGUGCAGCCAUGGAAUCAGAGACAAGAUGGCACGAGGACAUUAUCAGGGAGGCAAGAGAGGAUCGUAGGGCUUUUAUUGAGGCACAGUCACAAAAUAUGGAGGGGCUUAAUAGGGCUGUCGGUGCCCUCAGCUCCUUGACUGAACUCUUUGUCAGGGAGCAAAGAGCAGGCCCGGUUGCAGAAACUUCCCAAAAUGCCAACAGCAAAACACGCGAUAACGAUCAUGAGAAGGCACCACUAAGAAAAAGGGCUCGGAUCAUUAAAAAGAGAGAAAGAUAUGAUCCAUCCCUCUGAGCCCCACAUGUUUUUCCGGUGCAGCAUUUGGGUUGGAAUCUGCAUAUCACACGUAUCAUUGCUGUUGAAAUUAUGUUUGUCACAGCUGUAAUUGUGUUUUUCGAUGUUGGCGAGGGGUUGACAAUGGCCAUUGAAAAAAAUUGGUUUUUGUUUCCCACCGCAAUCCAGGUGCGGUUUGCCAGAUCUAUUUUUUGACCACGGUUGUUUGAAAUGUUGACCCAUGGGAGAAACUACACAGUUUUAAAUUUGUUUUUUAUUCUUUUCAAAACUUGAAAGAUUACAUGUGAGGCAUCAUAUGGACACUUAACUAACAUGCAUGUUAAAUAAAUCUUUUCUACAUCUCCUUAAACCUUGACAGCACAUUAUCAAUGUCGGACCUCAAUUUCUUGUUCUCCUCAUUCAAAUUCCUCACAUUGUUUUCUAGCUUCUUCACCAAGGCCUGCAGGCUGUCCAUCCUUCUGUUGGUUUUCUUUGCUGUGGAAACAAAAGGUGUAAGCGCAGAGUGGCCACUUCUGUGUUCACAAACGUUGUAAGUCAUUGAUGGUUACUUACCGCAGCUGAGGCAUGUUCCCACUGCCUUGUGAACAGUCUCCAGUAUCUCAAGGGGCUGUUCCCUUGCCAAAGAUGAAGAAGGCACAUUUACAGUGUGUAGUGGACACCGCGCUUGAAUGCAUUCCUCACAGGGGUCACCUGAAAAGGGGGUUUGGAGAACUUGAUUUAAUUUUGUUCAUUGUCAUUACAGAGCACGUGUUUAACAUGUGGCAGAAUGACGGUGUAGUUAGUUCCAUUUGUGUACCUGAAUGCUCAGUCAGCUGUUCUGGUGGAAUCACUGCUUGCUGAGGUGUGACUUCUUCAUUGAACUCGGAGCAGUUUCCCUCUUCUUGCUUCACUGCCUCAGAACUGGGUUGCAAAGCCAUUUCAUCCAUUGG